GCCCUCUUUUCCCAGCUCACCGCAUUCUUCCUUCCUUUUCCUACAUUUUCCUUGGGCACGAGACAUUCUGCUCUACUUUUACUAAACCCCAUGCCAAUGUCUUGAUGACUUUUUUGUCCCACUUUGCCUCUCUUUGAAAAAACCUCAACCUCUCUUUCUUCCACACACACCCACACACAGCAGCAGCAACAGCAACAGCAGAAGAGUUGAACAGAGAUGGUGAAAGCAGGGGGCAUUUUGGUGUGCAUCCUGAUCAUAGGCCUGGAUAUCGCGGCCGGUAUCCUUGGCCUGGAAGCUGAGGUUGAGCAAAACAAGGAGAAGCACUUGAGGGUCUGGAUAUUCGAGUGCAGAGAGCCCAGCCCCGAGGCGUUCAAGCUCGGCCUAGGCGCCGCGGCGUUCCUCGGCUUGGCCCAUGUCCUCGUCAGUCUGUUCGGUGGCUGCAACAGCUGCAUUUGCUCCCAGGACGACCUCCAGAAGGCCUCCCCCAAUCGCCAACUCACCAUGUCCUGCCUCGUCUUCACCUGGAUCGUGCUGGCGGUCGGGCUGUCCUUGCUGGUCAUCGGCACGCUGGCCAACCACAAGUCGAGAGCCUCCUGCGGCUUCACGCACCACCACUUCCUCUCCAUCGGAGGCAUCCUCUGCUUCGUCCACGGCCUCUUCUGCGUCGCUUACUACGUCUCCGCCACCGCCACCGAAGGCUAACGAAGAGGUGGGUCGCGAGUCCUGAUACCUCAAUCUUCAGACGGUUGACUAAUGUUGUUCUGCUCCCCAGUGUUUCGCUUCGCUUCCUGUGUUUUGGACUAUGCUUAUGGAGGUACAUGACUGACCAUAUGUACUGUUAGUGUUAGAAUCUUUAUGAGGACGACCACUUUAAC
Molecule: messenger RNA, 875 nt
Organism: Rhodamnia argentea
Lineage: Eukaryota; Viridiplantae; Streptophyta; Magnoliopsida; Myrtales; Myrtaceae
Product: protein DESIGUAL 3
Exons: 3
Coding region: 217-702 (161 amino acids)
Source: RefSeq, a predicted model, not a curated record